AACUUUCUCUUAGAAAUUAGGUUAACAGAACCUUAUCGUAAUGAAUAUAUGUACAUAUUAAUGUUAUUUAUAGUUAAUAAAACGAUCUCUACAUAAUAAUGUUAAAGUAAUGACCCACAACUAGUCGAAUUUAUUAGGAAAGCCUCUUCUCACCUCUUCUAUUCUUCAAGCAAACCGAACUAAUACAUAACAUUCUUCUUUACGUGGUGGUUGAAAUAAAAAUUUGUCAUAAAAAUGGUACGAAAACUAAAGUACCACGAACAGAAGUUGCUAAAAAAGGUUGAUUUCAUAUCAUGGGAAGCAGACAACAAUUUGAAAGAAGUAAAAAUUUUAAAACGAUAUCGAAUACAAAAACGAGAAGAUUAUGCAAAGUACAACAAGUUAGCACGUGAAAUUCGAGAACUAGGUAAUAAAAUUAAAGAAGUUGACGCAGGACACCCAUUUCGAGUAGAACAGAGUGCAUUAUUGUUAGAAAAAUUAUACAUGAUGGGCCUUAUAAAGACAAAGUGGGAUCUCGCACUGACACAGUAUGUAAGCGCUGUUUCAUUCUGUAAAAGACGACUCCCAGUUAUCAUGGUACAGAGUAAGAUGAGCCAAAACAUUAAAAUGGCAACACAAUUGGUAGAACAAGGGCAUGUCAGAGUUGGCGCAGAAGUUGUAAAAGAUCCAGCAUUUUUAGUAACUAGAAAUUUAGAAGAUUUUGUAACUUGGGUAGAUACGUCUGCUAUUAAGAAACAUGUAUUGGAAUAUAAUAACGCUAGGGAUGACUUUGAUAUGGCAUAGAUUAAAUGAAUAUAUCAAAUUAUAUUUUUGUAUAUUUUGUGCUGACACCUUUUCUAAUAGAAUUAAAGUUUUAAUAUAGAGACUA
Messenger RNA from Hylaeus volcanicus, 868 nucleotides. RefSeq names its product U3 small nucleolar ribonucleoprotein protein IMP3. NCBI's taxonomy places the organism in Eukaryota, Metazoa, Arthropoda, Insecta, Hymenoptera, Colletidae. Bases 235 to 783 code for a protein of 182 amino acids. Gene Ontology annotation, molecular function: rRNA binding; snoRNA binding; structural constituent of ribosome. The record is from RefSeq and is a predicted model, not a curated record. Gene Ontology annotation, biological process: rRNA processing. Gene Ontology annotation, cellular component: small ribosomal subunit; small-subunit processome; Mpp10 complex. The transcript has 4 exons.